UUCCUACCGCUUUGUAAUAGUUUAUGAGCAUCAACAUGCGUCAAAAAGAUCUGCGCCCCGCCCCCGCUCUAAUCGAGUACAAGGGCAUGAAGUUCCUAAUCACCGAUCGACCGUCAGACAUAACAAUUAAUCAUUACAUUAUGGAGCUUAAAAAGAACAAUGUCAACACUGUGGUGCGUGUGUGCGAGCCGAGCUACAACACGGUGGAGCUCGAGGCACAAGGUAUUACCGUGAAGGACCUGGCCUUUGAGGACGGCACCUUUCCGCCUCAACAGGUCGUCGACGAGUGGUUUGAGGUCUUGAAGGAUAAAUAUCAACAAACUCCCGAGGCAUGCGUCGCCGUUCACUGUGUUGCUGGUCUGGGACGAGCUCCUGUCUUGGUGGCCUUAGCACUGAUCGAAUUGGGCUUGAAGUACGAGGCAGCCGUUGAAAUGAUCAGAGAUAAACGACGCGGCGCCAUCAAUGCCAAGCAACUUUCAUUUUUGGAAAAGUACAAGCCAAAGGCGCGGCUAAAGCACAAAAAUGGCCAUAAGAAUUCAUGUUCUGUGCAAUAGAUUUCCAAAACCAUUUGUAUAUUCCCACCAGAUAAAAAGUGUUCAUUUUUUCAAAAACAAAAAAAGCAAGCUAAAAGUAAAGCAAGUACAGAAAUGUGGGAGGAUAGGUAAAGAACAAACGAUAGCCGACAUAUUCUAGUACCACAGAGAUCGCAAAACAUAGACGAAGAAAUUGAAUCACAGCCCCAGUAACUAUUAACCCCAAUCCCCCCAAUCUCAACUUAAAAUGUAUUGGCAUCAAUUAUGUUAUUUGUAUGUAUUAAUUAAUGUAACUUAUUAUUAUUUUACGAUUUGAUUUCGCCACCUUGUCCGAGAAGAAAAAAGAAUUUUCAUUUUGUAUCUAACGCAUAUAUAAACAGACUUAAACACAUAAUUGUGUGCGACCCCCAUACCCCAUUAAAUGGUUGUAGAAGGCGCGCCAUUGUAGUUGAAAACUAUUAUUCUGGGUCAAAAUGUAAUGGAAUAAACCAAAUACUUAAAUGCAACACAUAAAACACCAACCGUAAAGUGAAUUAAAGCAGUCCCGUAGGAACUUAACCAGAAGCAAGUAUAGAACGAUAAAACCUAACAGUUAUGUGCUAAAGCAGACAAGAUAUUGUUGUACUGAUGACAGACGGUUCAGAUGAACGGAAAAUGUACUUAAUCGCAUAUUAGUUGGAGCUCAGCACCCCGAAAAAGCUUUUAAUAUAUUUUACUGUUAUAUUUUUUACUCUGAACAAUCUUAGCUAUCAACGACGCGGAGCAGAUAUCUAUACAUUGGGUUUUAAAGUGCAUUACGCAAAAUACAUAUACUUAUAUUUGCCAACUUUUUUAUGUGCUAACACAAUGCUUAUUUGAAGGAUACAGUACCAAUCAACUUGCACAUAUAUACAUAAAUGUGUGUGUGUUGCAGAUCUGUGCAUGAAUAUGUAUAUAUGUGUAAUAAAGGAUUAUAUAUAUAAAUAUAUAUGUAUAUGUAUUAUAGAACUUAAAAAUUUUACAUUAAUGACUACAUACAUUCAAACUUAAAAACUAAACAGCAAUAACCAAGAAAAUAAGCAAAAUUACUUCAAACAGCAGCUAACAAAAAAUACAAAAACAAAAAUUGAGAAAAUGAACAUGAAAAAAAAUUAAACCUUAUUGUAUACAACAAAUUAACAAAUUAUAGUUUGUGUGAACAUAAUGAUGAAAAAAGGAAACAAGCCGAAAAUAAAAACAAAUAUAAUGCUUACAAAACAAUUUAUCCAAAAUAUUAAAUUGUAAUUUUUUAAAAUGUUAGUCAUUACAAGGAAAUAAAAUGAUCUAUAUUAAACAUUUAA
Messenger RNA from Drosophila ananassae, 1852 nucleotides. RefSeq names its product protein tyrosine phosphatase type IVA 1 (gene PRL-1). The record is from RefSeq and is a predicted model, not a curated record. NCBI's taxonomy places the organism in Eukaryota, Metazoa, Arthropoda, Insecta, Diptera, Drosophilidae. Gene Ontology annotation, molecular function: phosphatase activity. Gene Ontology annotation, biological process: protein dephosphorylation. Gene Ontology annotation, cellular component: nucleus. Bases 24 to 554 code for a protein of 176 amino acids. The transcript is spliced from 4 exons.